This is a messenger RNA of Trichosporon asahii var. asahii CBS 2479, 522 nucleotides long. RefSeq lists its product as uncharacterized. Gene Ontology annotation, biological process: mitophagy. The record is from RefSeq and is a predicted model, not a curated record. The transcript is spliced from 2 exons. Bases 1 to 522 code for a protein of 173 amino acids. Gene Ontology annotation, molecular function: mitochondrion autophagosome adaptor activity. NCBI's taxonomy places the organism in Eukaryota, Fungi, Basidiomycota, Tremellomycetes, Trichosporonales, Trichosporonaceae.
AUGUCGUUCCCGGGCCUGUCACCAACACUCGCAGCAGCAGCGGCUGCCCGGCGCGCGGAGCGGGAGAAGGAGGUGGAGGCUGUGCGCCGGCGCGUGCGCCAGACGAUGCCGCCUGUUCCCGAGCUGCGCUUCGAGGUCGCGUAUCUCAAGAGCAUCCUGCCCGCCGUGUCGCCGAAGCGGAGGGCGGUCAUCACCGAGGAGAAGGACGGGAGCAUGCGCUUCGACAAGCCGUCGAACCAGGAGACGGCCGUUGCGAUUUACAAUGCGGAGCCGGUCGUUGUGGAUUGGGGAAGGGUGCUGGCUGUGACGAUCAAGGAUCAGAUCAUUUCUCCUUUCCUGCAAGGCGUCUUCUGGGGUCUUCUCUCCGUUACAUUGGGCUCCGCGGCGACAUCGCUGAAGGGCUCGCUCUUCGGGCACAAGGUGCAGAUCAAGGCGCCGCAAGUCGGCGACGACGGGCGCGAUGCGGCCGGUUUCCGCGCCGGAGGCAAGGUUGCCGCCGUCAAGGCUGUUACGGACACGUAA